CCCUGCUGUCUGUCUCCGCGUCUGGAUGCGGGACGAUGCCUAUCCAGGUGUGCGGGAUUUAGGGAGGAUACUUUGUCGUUUUAACUCAUCCGUUCGGGUAGACUUAUCAUCAAGAUGGUGACCCCAGUCAUGCUUUUGUCCAUCCUCUCCACCCUCUUCUUAUCCGUCGCUGCGAUUAAGCCCAGGAUCUUUGAACCCAGAAUCUUUGACAAGGAGGCUACAGGCUUUGGUCCUAUAUUUGAGGAGGAACCACUGGACACGGUGUAUGCAGAGGAUUCCCCAGAAAACAAAAUAUCCAUGAACUGCAGGGUGCGAGCCAACCCACCAGCCGUUAUAAAAUGGUGGUUAAACAACUGGGAAAUUAAACUGAUGGAACAGCCUGAUGAGCACUUUAGCCUGGUGGGCGGAAACCUGGUGAUCACCAACCCAGACAAAGGGAAGCAUGCUGGGAAAUACGUUUGUGUGGCCAAUAAUGUAUACGGAGUGGUCAUCAGCAAGGAGGCCAUCGUCAAGUUUGGAUAUCUGAAUCAGUUCCCUACAGAUGAGCGGGAGCCAGUGAAUGUUAAAGAGGGUCAGGGGGCGGUGCUACUGUGUUCACCACCCUCUCGCUAUCCAAGCGAGGUGCUGUUCCGCUGGAUCUACAACGACUUUCCCAACUUCAUCAUCCCCGAUCAGAGGCGCUUUGUGUCCCAGACCACUGGCAAUAUGUACAUCGCUAAAGUGGAGGCCUCGGAUGUUGGGAAUUAUUCUUGCUUUGUGUCAAGCCCGACCAUCGGCAAGAGUGUUUUCAGCAUGCCCAUACCUCUGAUUCCACAAAUCGAGAAGGAGGUGAAGAGAUAUCCUGCAGAUAUUCGUGUCAAAUUUCCCAAGACAUAUGCUUUGGUGCAUCAGAACAUCACUUUGGAGUGCUUUGCCCUUGGAAAUCCACUCCCACACAUCCGCUGGAGGAAAUUGGACGCUGAUCUUCCACCCAACUACGAGGUCAGCAUGAAUGGAGCUUUGCUGCAUUUGCUUAAUGUGCAGUAUGAAGACGAGGGCAGCUACGAGUGCGAGACCCUCAACAUCAAGGGGAUGGAUUGGUAUCGCCAGUGGCUCUAUGUGGAAGGUCCACCAGAAUGGGCGGAGCACAUCAAUGACACAGAGAGGGAUGUUGGCACUGAGCUCACUAUGAGAUGUGUCGCUGUGGGGAAGCCGUUGCCAUGGAUACGCUGGCUGAAGGAUGGCUACUCAUAUGGUAAAGGGGAGCUUAAAUUUUCCAGUCUAACAUUUGAAGACUCAGGCAUGUAUCAGUGUAUUGCUGAAAACGAAUGGGGGACCAUCUACGCUAAUGCAGAGCUACGGGUCGUCUCGUGUGCACCAACAUUUAUUUAUAAUCCGGUGAAAAAGAUUUUGCUAGGGGCUGAAAAUGGACGCGUGGUGAUAGAGUGCAAACCCCGCGCUGCUCCUAAACCCAAGUUUAUCUGGAAAAGAGGUUCAGAACUGCUGAACAACUCUUCAAGGAUGCUUAUCUGGAGUGAUGGUUCUCUAGAGAUUCUGAACGCAACGAAAAGCGACGAGGGCUCAUACACGUGCUAUGCUGAGAAUGACCGAGGCAAAGGCAACAGCACAGGGACCCUCACUAUCACCGAGGCCACCAAGAUCACUGUAGCUCCAUCAGUCUCUGAAGCGGUUGUAGGUGACAGUAUCGUUCUGCAAUGUUCUGCAUCCUAUGACCCCAGUCUGGACAUCACCUUUAUUUGGACCGUGGACUCUCACACCAUCAACUUCUUCACAGAAUGGGAUCAUUAUGAGCUGCUCAGGGGUCCCGAGUCCAGUGGAGAUCUGCUGAUUAAGAACAUUCAGGCAAACCAUGCGGGACGUUACAGCUGCACGGCGCAGACUAUAGUAGACAACGCCACUGCUGAAGCUGAUGUCUUUGUCAAAGGUUUGCCUGGACAGCCAGGGGGCGUCCGUGUGGAAGAGAUCAAAGACACAUCAGUAAAGUUACGUUGGUGUCUGGGAUCAGACCAUGGCAGUCCACUCAUACAACAUGUUGUGCAAACACGAGACUUCUAUGCAUUGGACCUUGAAGACUGGAAAACCGCAUCCACCACUCCGGUGUUUUUGGAUGGGUCAGCGGAGUCGGCCACCGUGGUUGACCUUUACCCCUGGAUGCAAUAUGAAUUCCGUGUGUACGCUAUCAAUGAAUUUGGAGCUGGGGAAUGCAGUCGACCCUCCAUUAAAAUCAAGACAUGGGAUGCCAGGCCAACAAUGGCUCCUAGUGACGUCAACGGCCAAGUGGGAAUAACUGGAGAGCUCAUAGUCACCUGGAGCCCUGUGAAUCCUCAGUUCUUCUUCGGUAAAAAAUUUGGCUACGUCGUGGCGUUCAAGCAGCACGAGGAUUACGAGUGGAAGUGGUCGACCGUGGAGGAUCCGGAGACCAGACGUUACAUCUACAGAGAGAAAAUGACACCAGACAGUGAGAUCCAGGUGAAAGUGAGCACCUUUAAUAAUAAAGGUGAAGGACCCGCGAGCCUCAUCUCGGUUGUCUUCUCACCAAGACUCGCACCAAGUGAAGCUCCAUUAGAUGUUUACGCCCGGCAGGUAACCUCCACAGAAGCUUUAGUCUGGUGGCUACCCGUCUAUCAGUCACCACCAAACUGGGUUGACGGAUACCAGAUUCGUUACUGGAGAAAAUACGAUGACAACGAAGCGGCUGCCGGUCGAGUCCUGGUGCACAGAAUGGUUAACCAAACACGUCUGGAAAACAUGCGACCUGACUCUCACUAUCUUAUAGAGGUACGAGCGUUCAAUGGAGCCGGGCUCGGGCCCCCCAGCGAACACUGUGAGAUGUUCACAAGAAGACCACCUCCAAGUCGCCGUUUGAGAGUGUACAAAUAUGUCAGCUUCAACCGCAAAUGGCUCUAUCUGUACUGGGAUCACAUCUAUAACUACUGGAACGAGUCUUAUGUGGAGGGUUACAAAAUAUUGUUCCGUAAAGAAGGCGAGCGGUACGGAAAGCUUUACACCACGGGGAGACACUACAUAGACUUCCCUAUGCCAGAGACUGGAGAUUAUGUCAUUGAGGUCAGAGCACGCUGUGAGGGAGGUGAUGGACCCAUAUCACAGAUCAGAGUGCAAGGUAAAGCAGCUCUGGGUGCUACAUCUCUCAGCCUGGUCUCUCUUGUUCUGUUGGCUUUGGGCUGGAUGAAUCUAAUUCUUUAGGUCAAACUGACUUUUCCACAAUGCUAGUAUAAUCUGUGUUUGUCACUUUGCUGAAGACAACUUCGUAAAGGUUUUCUUGGUGCAGAUUAGGCUUUUGUGAGUGUAGUUUUAUGUUCUCUUUCCUCACCUUAAUUCAAGCCUCAAUCUGGGCCUCGGAAACCAUCUCUAAUAAAUGUAUUGAUCACAGACUGAAACAAAUCAUUUUUGCCUUACAAAAUGGCCACAAUCAACUUUUAAAACCUUAUAUAUUAAAACAGGGUGUUGUGAACUGUUAAUGAUUAUUUCACCACAGUAUUCCAGUCCACAAGAUUGUAUCCAUUUCAGUAUUCAAAGCAUUUCAAUCUUGAUUAUUUAUAAACCGUUUCGUCCAUGUGUCUUUUGGCUUUUUUUCAAAAUGUGUUUCAGUGUAUUUGUGUCAGAGCUUUGUUUGUAGUUUUAUUAUUUUAAAUAUUUGUCAAUACACCAUUUGUUUAUUUGUCAUUAAAUAAGAAAUGUCACAUUA
Messenger RNA from Triplophysa dalaica, 3706 nucleotides. It is a transcript of the gene cntn1b, whose product is annotated as contactin 1b. Gene Ontology annotation, biological process: cell-cell adhesion; brain development. The record is from RefSeq and is a predicted model, not a curated record. NCBI's taxonomy places the organism in Eukaryota, Metazoa, Chordata, Actinopteri, Cypriniformes, Nemacheilidae. Gene Ontology annotation, molecular function: cell-cell adhesion mediator activity. The coding region runs from base 115 to 3204 and encodes 1029 amino acids. The transcript has 24 exons.